This is a messenger RNA of Crotalus tigris (Tiger rattlesnake), 3561 nucleotides long. It is a transcript of the gene CCDC85A, whose product is annotated as coiled-coil domain containing 85A. Bases 1442 to 2692 code for a protein of 416 amino acids. NCBI's taxonomy places the organism in Eukaryota, Metazoa, Chordata, Lepidosauria, Squamata, Viperidae. The record is from RefSeq and is a predicted model, not a curated record. The transcript has 3 exons.
CCUCCUAGUCCUAGCUCCACUGGCCUUUUGCAAAGUGAGCAAUGCCGUCCGCGCUGCGUGUGCGGGACAGCCGUAGACCCAAAUGCAAGCUCUGGGCAGUUUGGGGGAGCGUCGGUUUCAGCAACAGCUCCCGACGCCGCUGAAACGAGCCCUCCGUACGGGCUGCAGGGGCGAGGCAAGACGCCCUGCAGAGGAACAAGUGGAAACGGUAGGAGGUUUUCCCUCCUGAGGCGGAGGAUGGCUGCGAGGGAUGAGCCCAGUUGAGAAAAGGCGUGUGAGGGAUGUCCCGUUAUUCCUGAGCUGCUGCUGAAGGGGUGGAAGGUUUUGUGCCGGGCUUUUCCUUGGGAAGUGGGGCGCCGGGGGGAUGUUUGCACCAGCUCAACCACGCACUUCUCUGCAUCUGCUCCAGGAUCCACCCAGUCUGUUUAUCCCGGAGGUUUGGUGAGGGCACUUUAUUGCCCCUCUGCUCCGCCCCACCCGUUGCUCUCAGUGUGUGUGCCGGCCUGAAUGCGUCGUCUAGACAGUUGUACUUUUCUCUCUUCUCUCCUCCUUUCCGGGGUCUCGUACGCAAACCGUGCCAGUCCCAGCUGCCCUGCCUUCUCCAAAGGAGCGGGUGCGCCUUGUUAUCUGGGGAAGAUACAACCACCACCGCCAAUGGAACCUGUUUUGCAACGGGCGCUUCGGCUGCCGGUUCUUCGUGGGGCAAAUAAGCCACUCAUCCCGCUGUAUUUCGCUGGACGCGUGUGAGGGCGCCCACCUUUCCAGGAUCUUCUGGAGGGUGACUCGAACGCCGCCUUUUGCAAGCUCCGAUGUCACUUUCUAUCUUUUGCCCGAGUCACUUCAGUGUACGUGCGGCUGUUCGUCCACAAAGGGGGACGCGGUCUCCUCAGUCCUCUGAAAGAAGACCAUCUUGCUCGAAGGUGUCUCAUUGAAACUACAGAAUUCCCUCUUGACUUUCGAGGAACAGUCGAACUAAGGCUGAAGAUCGUCGCUCCGUUUUGCUGGGCGGUAAAACUGCUAGAACUCUCCUUUGCUCCCUGGCUAUCAAGAGGCACGGAGGGAGGGUGAGUGAAGGGUUUUGUUGGCCUCAGAAUGCUCCACUCCAUCUUGGGGGACUCUCCUUUCUUCUGAACAAGAGCUGGCAGAAGAAACUUUGGGAGAAGGAAGGGCUGACUUUCUCUUUACACAAAAGCUCUUGUUGCUGGAUUCUGAAGGCUGUUUGACUCCCCUGAGACUCAGUUGCCUACCUGGCCCAGCAAUUGUAUUGGUUAAGGAAAGGGGUUAUUUAAGGACCCUCAGGGAUUGGGGACAGAGACUUCAAGGGAUCCUUGCCUCAUUCCUCUUCAGUGGUGCUCAGAGGAAGCUUGAGGAUUUUCCCAGGAGAUACUUGGAAGCUGCAUCUUUCUUGCCGUGACAUCAGGAAGAAACUUUGCCCACCAAAAUGUCCAAAGUGGUGGCUUCCAGUGGAGUUGGAACUUCGGCAGCAUCAGAAGGUUGUGGGGUAGGGCAGGCUGAAGACCUCUCUAAGGUUACUGAUGAGGAGCUGCUGAAAUGGAGCAAAGAAGAUCUCAUUCGUAGCCUUCGUAAAGCUGAGUCAGAGAAAGUGAGUGCCAUGCUGGAUCAUAGCAACCUCAUCCGGGAGGUCAAUCGCCGCCUGCAGCUCCACCUGGGCGAGAUCCGGGGGCUCAAGGAUAUCAAUCAGAAAUUGCAGGAAGACAACCAGGAGCUGCGAGACCUUUGUUGCUUCUUGGAUGAUGACCGGCAGAAAGGCAAAAAAGUAUCCCGUGAAUGGCAAAGGCUUGGCAGGUAUAGCGCUAGCAUGAUGCAUAAAGAGGUUGCCCUAUAUUUGCAAAAGCUGAAGGAACUGGAAGUAAGGCAGGAAGAAGUUGUGAAGGAAAACUUGGAACUGAAGGAGCUUUGUGUCUUAUUGGAUGAAGAAAAGGGUGGUGUUGCUGGCUGCCGAAAUUCAAUUGAUAGUCAAGCCAGUCUUUGCCAAUUAAAUGCCACAAGUACAUUCAUAAGGGAUGUGGGAGAUGGGAGUAGUACCUCCAGUACCGGGAGCACUGAUAGUCCUGAUCACCAUAAGCAUCAUUCAAGCUCAAGUCCUGAGCACCUCCAAAAAACAAGGAGUGAAGGAAGUCCUGAGCAUCAAAAGCACCGGAGUGCUAGUCCUGACCACCUCCACAAACCUCGUAGUUCUGGAAGUCUUGACCAUCAGAAGCAUCUAAAAGGACCAAGUCCAGAACAUCAUAAAACCCUAACCAAAGGUACUUUAGAGCAGCAGAAGCACAGUUGUAGCAGUCCAGAAACACUGCCAAAGCAUAUGUUGAGCGGGAGCCCAGACCACUUUCAAAAGCAUAGGCCUGGGAGCAGUCCAGAACAUCAAAAGCACAGCAGCAGUGGAAGCCCUGAACUUCUUCAGAAGCAUGCUCUGAGCGGAAGCUCAGAACACCUCCAAAAAGUGAGGGGCACUAGUCCUGAGCAUCUGAAACAACAGCAUUAUGGGGGAAGUCCAGAGCACCUCAAACAUUUGGGCAAUGGAAGCAGAGAAGGAACCUUAAGAAGACAAGUUGCAGAUGAUCUGUCACCCCACCAUAGGGGCCCCUACAAUGGGAUGAAUGAUUUCUGUUCUUCAGAGAAACUCAGGAUGAUUUUUCUGGGCUUGACUCAUUUUAUUCCUGCAAUCAAAUAGGAUUGGGUUGACAUCAGCUUGGUCUGGGUCACUUAUGGACCAUUGUGCUUGAGCAGGUAAUCUCCAGUAGCCUUUAAAACUCCUGAUGCACCCUAGGAUAAAGCAAUCAUAAUUCUGUAAACACUUCUUUUCUUGCUCCCUUUCUAAUUCUUCUCUAAGUGAUGGCGAUGCCAGGUCUUCCCCACAACAAGGAAGAAUGGGUGGAGGUGUCAAGGAACAGAGAUCAGUCUGAAAAUGCUGGGACUGCUUUAUAUAUUGCCACACUUAAAGCUCUUUUGACUAUUUGUGUUGCUUUACUGAGCAAGGAUUUGGUUCUUAGGGAUUUGGUCCUAAAUCAAUGGUCCUCACCAUUUUGGGCUACAUGGAUCGCCUGUGGUAUGCUGCAUGGCAGAGAGAGGAAAUGGGUUUGCACACUCAAGUCAUCUCACACAUGCACAAAUGAAGCUUUGUGUGCUUACCUGCCUUUUCAUGGCCCGAGUCUCAAUGGGCUGCAGACCAGUACCAGUCCACAGCCAGGGGGUUGGGGACCCCUGCCCUAAAUGACAACUGAGUUCAAUUGCAGUGACAUUGGAUUUGAGAGUCAACAUUUAUAUUUUUGAGGGGGAUAUUCUAGAUUUUUUUCUCCUUUUGGUUCCAGGUCCUAGAUACAAUUAAAGGUGUCUAAGGAUUAUUUAUUUCCAGAUUUUAAGAAACUGUAUAAAACAGAGCUAAUUCUUGUUGAGAACUGUUUUCCUAAGUGAGUAAUCUGUAGAAGUUGCUUCAACUAUCAUAGUGGACAGGAUAGAAGCAAUGGCACAGCCGAGCCCCAUUUUGCUGCUGAUUCUUUCUCCCUUCUUAAUCUCUCUUUUGUCCUCCUCACUUUUUGGUUU